AUGGGAGGUAGGCUUGCGGUUAGGGUAGGUGGGAGGGGGAGGGGGGAGGGAGUGAGGGUAGGUCAGGGUGCGUGUAGGGCGGAGGAGAGCGCUCGGCCGGAUCUCUCUCGCUCUCUCUCUCUCUCUCUCUUCUCUCUCUAUAUCUCAUCGCUCUCUCUCUCUCUCUCUCUCUCAGCGCGCGAUCUGCGAUCGCGAGGUCUCGAUCUCUCUCUCUUUCCCUCUCACUCACCUCCCUCCCUCCCCCUCUCCCCUUCCCACCCCAAGAGGUGCGUUGUCAGUUGGUGGACCAGUUGAAGGUGUUGGACCUGCAGUUGGAGCAGAAAUCUCAGCAGCUUCAAGACCUGACAGACUACCUGCGUAGACGCAGUGAGAUAGAAGGGGAGUAUGCACGCUCACUUGACAAAUUGUCAGAGAGGUUCACCUCCAAAAUCAAAAGGUAAGUUGCUCCAAGCUCUGUCCGUGCUAUGUCUGUUAGUCCUAUUUCUUUUUUUUUUUUUUUUCACCUUUAUUUAACCAGGUAAGCCAGUUGAGAACAAGUUCUCAUUUACAACUGCGACCUGGCCAAGAUAAAGCAAAGCAGUGCGAUAAAAACAACACAGAGUUACAUAUGGGGUAAAAAACAUAAAGUCAAAAAUACAACAGAAAAUAUAAAUACAGUGUGUGCAAAUGUAGCAAGUUAUGGAGGUAAGGCAAUAAAUAGGCUAUAGUGCAAAAUAAUUACAAUAGUAUUAACACUGGAAUGCUAGAUGUGCAAGAGAUUAUGUGCAAAUAGAGAUACUGGGGUGCAAAAGAGCAAAAUAAAUAACAAUAUAGGGAUGAGGUAGUUGGGUGGGCUAAUUUCAGAUGAGCUGUGUACAGGUGCAGUGAUCGGUAAGGUGCUCUGACAACUGAUGCUUAAAGUUAGUGAGGGAGAUAAGAGUCUCCAGCUUCAGAGAUUUUUGCAAUUCGUUCCAGUCAUUGGCAGCAGAGAACUGGAAGGAAUGGCGGCCAAAGGAGGUGUUGGCUUUGGGAAUGACCAGUGAGAUAUACCUGCUGGAGCGCAGACUACGGGUGGGUGCUGCUAUGGUGACCAAUGAGCUAAGAUAAGGCGGGGAUUUGCCUAGCAGUGAUUUAUAGAUGGCCUGGAGCCAGUGGGUUUGACGACGAACAUGUAGUGAGGACCAGCCAACAAGAGCGUACAGGUCACAGUGGUGGGUAGCGUAUGGGGCUUUGGAGACAAAACGGAUGGCACUGUGAUAGACUACAUCCAAUUUGCUGAGUAGAGUGUUGGAGGCUAUUUUGUAAAUGACAUCGCCGAAGUCAAGGAUCGGUAGGAUAGUCAGUUUUACGAGGGCAUGUUUGGCAGCAUGAGUGAAGGAGGCUUUGUUGCGAAAUAGGAAGCCGAUUCUAGAUUUAACUUUGGAUUGGAGAUUCUUUAUGUGAGUCUGGAAGGAGAGUUUACAGUCUAACCAGACACCUAGGUAUUUGUAGUUGUCCACAUACUCUAGGUCAGACCCGUCAAGAGUGGUGAUUCUAGUCGGGUGGGCGGGUGCCAGCAGCGUUCGAUUGAAAAGCAUGCAUUUAGUUUUACUAGUGUUUAAGAGUAGUUGGAGGCUACUGAAGGAGUGUUGUAUGGCAUUGAAGCUCGUUUGGAGGUUUGUUAACACAGUGUCCAAUGAAGGGCCAGAUGUAUACACAAUGGUGUCGUCUGCGUAGAGGUGGAUCUGAGAGUCCUAUGGUCAUUUAGUUGGCAAGACGGCACAAACAGAUCUGGGAUCAGACUAGAAUUGAGAUGGUCUUUGUCUGGGAUCAGGCUAGAGUUGAGAUGGUCUUUGUGUCUCUGAAUCCACUCUUAUGCCAUGCUACCAAUUACAUGUUUCCCAGACACAUAUUAAGCCUAUUCCAGAACUAAAAAACAGUGUUUUUUAAUUUCCCAUUCUAGUAUUUUCCAUUCUAGUAUUUUCCAUUUGUGUAACUCUAUGGUAACCAUGUCUAUGGUUAAACCAUGUCCAUUCCCUGUGCCUCUAUCUUUCAGAAAGGAGCCCUGUAGUGGCCAGUCUGUGGCCCAGUGUUGGCUGGUGCUCUUGGCUCAGACCAGACAGGAGAGCAGAGACCACAGUGGUCUGAGUGAAAUCUGUAGGACCACCCUCACCGAGCCCCUCACCCACUGUCUGGAGAUCACACAGCGACUGGCCAAGAGGGUACUGCUCUAUCUUCAUUUGAUUUAUUCAACCAGGAUAGUUAGCUCAGUAACAUUUGCACUGUUUUCCAGGGAGUCCUGGGGAGUCCUAUUCCUAUCUCUAAUUUCUAACCUCUCUCUCUCUCUCUCUCUCUCUCUCUCUCUCUCUCUCUCUCUCUCUCUCUCUCUCUCUCUCUCUCUCUCUCUGUCUCUCUCUCUCUGUCUCCAUCUCUAAUCUGUCUCUAUCUCUAAUCUCUAAUCUUUCUCUCUCUCUAUCUCUAAUCUGUCUCUAUCUCUAAUCUGUCUAUAUCUCUAAUCUCUCUCUCUAUUGCUAAUCUGUCUCUAUCUCUAAUCUGUCUCUAUCUCUCACCUGUCUCUAUCUCUAAUCUGUCUCUAUUUCUCUAUCUAUAAUCUGUCUCUAUCUCUAAUCUCUCACUAUCUCUAAUCUCUAAUCUCUCUCUAUCGCCAUCUGUAAUCUGUCUCUAUCUGUAAUCUCUCUCUCUCUCUCUCUCUCUAAUCUCUCUCUCUCUCUCUCUCUCUCUCUCUCUCUCUCUAUCUCUAUCUCUCUCUUUCUCUCUCUCUAUAUAUAUAUCUCUCUCUCUCUCUCUCUGUCUCUCUCUCUCUCUCUCUCUCUCUCUCUCUCUCGCUCUCUCUCUCUGUCUUCCAUCUCUAAUCUGUCUCUAUCUCUAAUCUCUAAUCUCUCUCUCUCUCCAUCUCUAAUCUGUCUCUAUCUCCAUCUUUGCCUCUGCCUCUGUUUCAUUCUCUAUUCAUCUAACAUAUUUAUUGGUUGAUCUCUUUAUUUCCAGAGUAAAGAUGUCUGUACGCAGUUACAGGAUGGUCUACUGAAAGUCACCACAGAGCUACAGACAGUAAGUCCAACAUGUGUAGGAAACAGACACCAGUCAACAAACAAAAUAUGGCAUAUUUUCUAAAAUAGGUCACUGUGAAAUGUAAAGUUGUCGUCUUGGUAUUUGCAUGAUAUGGCAUGUUGAUGGAUGUUCUAUGUGUGUGUGUGUGUGUGUGCGUCAAUGUGUGUGUGUGUGUGUGUUUCUCCUGGCUUGCAGGCAUGGAGGACCUACUACCAGUACCAGUCAGAUUAUGUGUCUGCAGAGGGAAAGCUGAAGGAAGCAGAGAAACAGAAACAAGGCGCUUCUAAGAAGAUUGAGAAAGUAAAGAACAGCUCACAUCUCUAAAUGAGUUAAAGUAUGGAGAUCUGUGUGUCUGUGUGAGUCUGUGUCUGUAUGUGUAAUGGCUCAUUCCUAUGUGUUUUUCCAGAGACAGUGUAAAGUGCAGGAGAUUCAGCUGAAGUGCACCAAGGCUCGUAACGACUACCUCCUCAACCUAGCUGCAGCCAAUGCUUCCAUGAACAAGUACUAUCUCCAGGACAUCUCCUCACUCAUAGAUGUGAGUGGUGCUUCACAGCUGCUGUCUGUCUGGCGCCAAUAGGGAAGACAUUGGAUUGUACUGAAAAGUACCAGCCAUAAAACACAAUGACUACAAUACAAUGAUGCGAACUCAGCGGCCUUGUGUCUGCCCUGAGAUUAGAAGGAUGGAAGUUCGAUCCCCGGCCGAGUCAUAUCAAAGAUUGUAAAAAUGGGAUCCGAGCCAUCUCUGCCUGGCACUAAGCAUUAAGGAGAUAGAUUGGGGGUAAGGCCCUGCCAUAGACUAGCGUACUGUCCAAGGGGUGUACUUGUACAUCACACUACAGAAACAGGAGAUAGGUUCCUGCUUCUAUGAGCAGUUCUGGCUCACACAAGCCAAGGUUACUUACAAUACUUUACAAUACAAUGUGCAUCCAACAUAAUAUCUACAAGUAGGGUUGGGGUCAAGUCCAUUUAAUUCAAUUCAGGAAGUAAACUGAAAUACGCCAUGAAAGUGACGCGGCAAGUAGUUUUGAACUUUUGUAGGCUUUUUGAAUGGCCUUUAAUGGGCAAAAAUGUAACGCAAUGCUCUUCAGUGCAAACAUGUCAUAAAAGGUAUCUGGCAGAAGUAAAUGAAUCCACAAACACAAAUAUAAUUGUAUAUUUAUCUUAUAUGACCGCGUUUUCAUGAUAUAAUCUUGAAGUCCAUUCAAAAGACCAUGGACAUUAAUAUGAUGUAGGAACGCUUCACUUGCAUGGCGUAUUCCAAUUCCUAUUUUUCAGUUUACUUCCUGAAUUGACUGUAUUGAAAUGGAUUUGACCCCAACCCUGCCUACAACAUUAACACAUAGGCUUAUCCCAGUGUCAUCUCUCUGUGUCUCUCUAAGUGUUCAGAUGUGGGCUACCACCUGUCUCUGUCGCGUGUGCUGUUGGCCUACCUGUCCAGCCGGUCCUGGUGUCAGCAGAACCUGAGUGGAGGGCUCCAGCAGCUCCAAAGUGCUGUGUCUGGACUGGACCAGAGUCAGGACAGAGACAACCUGCUACAGACACACACCAACACCUUCUGUCUGCCCCUCCGCUUCCACUACCAGCCACACGACGGAGACCAGGUAGGGUGUGUGGGUGGGGGGCUGUCGGUUGAUGGGUUGUGUGUGUGCUUUUAUGUUUGAGAAUGUGAGAGUGUGUGGGCUGUGUAUCUUGAUGUCAUGUGUCUUUGCUCCGACCUGUCUGAUAUCACCUGAUUCUUCCCUGUCCCUGUUCCUCUCAGGUGUGUGAGGUGAGUACAGAGCAGGAGAUUAGGGGUGAGAUGGAGACCAGGUUCCAACAGCUACAAUCUAAACUCACCGUGUUCACCCAGGAAACGGAGGAGGUAAAGUCCAGUCCACCCAAUCAAUCAAUCAAAUGUAUAAAGCCUAUUUUUAAUCAACAGUUGACAUAAAAUGCUUUACAGUAACCGAGCCUUGACCCCCUCAAAAGCUUAAAAUCGAUCUUGUAGUGGAUAAGAUGGAUUCCAUCAUAUUCACUACACACUCUCUCCCUCCUAGGCAGAUAAGACUCUGCGGGCGGCCCGCUCUGCCCUGCUGGAAGGUAUCAGUGAUGAUGACCUAGAUCCUCCACCCUCCAACAGCCAGACCCAGGGCUCCCUGCUCCAUCCCCAGUCCCCGUCUCAGAGCCAAGGUCAGGGGGGAAGUAAUGAGAGCCUGUCCAGCAGCAGUAACAGACCCAGUCUGGCCAGACGCAGAGCCAACCUGCAGGAGACUGAGAUCCUCUACUGUACUGUGAGUCAUUAUUACACUGACCUACACAUAAGGGUCAGGCCAAAAGUAGUGCACUAUAAUAAUGGGGGUUAUGGUAAUGAUGAAAAUGAAAUACAAGGAGAUGAUGGUGGUGGUGAUGAUGACAAAGACAAUGACGAUGAUAAUGAUGAUGAUGCCAAUUUUGAAUUGUGUUUGAUUCUUCUCUCAGAAAGUGAAGGAGUAUCUCUGUAAAAGCUCUCUGGUAUCCAAACUACAGGCGAAACAUGAUCUGCUUAAAGUGGCUGUAGAGAAAGGUACAGCACUAACCACUGCUACAAUACGAGAGCUUGAGACUAUAAGGUUCUAUCUGCAUUUUAGUCAAAAUGUAGUUAUUGACAUAGCCUUGUUCUGCUCAAUGUUCUCUACUGAUAUAGUACUCUAAAUACCCCAAUGUAUGUUGUCAAUUUCAAAAGAAUACAAUAUAAAAAUUGCUGACACCAUUUAAACCAAUGAGGGUUCGGAACUUGUAAUAGCAAUUAUCUCAGAAUAAAAAAAAUUCAGUUAGGACCGUAUAGUCCCGAACUCUCAAAUACACACAAAACUGUUCGACAUGACUUUGUAGUAAAGCCCCAUAUACAGUACACUCAUUGUUGUUCCCAAAUUGCCCAAGUGUCAUUUUGGCUCUUAAUUUCAUAUAAUACAGGUGUUACAGCUAUCCUAAUUGUUGCUUUUUCUUCUCUUCCUAGCUGAAGCAACAAAUGGUCAUCCACCCAGGUAAAGUUACAUUCCUCUUUAAGGCCUUUAUAACAACCUCAUAAGAGUAACAUAACAGCUUAGUGCCACUGUCUUAUACUUAACUGACUAGUGGUGUCUCCUCCCCCCUGUAGAGAAAACUCCAGGAAGUCUGUUCGUGUUAGGAUGAAGGGUCAACCUAGCGUCCAGUUCACCCACAAACUCUUCACUGGAGACAUGCUCUCGUUCAUACAGGUACCAGCCUACUGUUGCUGUCUGUCUACAUCUCAUUCUCCUCCUUAGUAUCCUGAUUUCAAUAAACGUCUCCCUAUAUUCUCAGGCAUCGGGGCAAGAGAUCCCAGUGGUUGUGGAAAGCUGCAUUCGCUUCAUCAACCUCAAUGGUGAGCCAUUAUUGUGCAUGUUUGGUGCAUAUUGAUACUGUAUAUUACAAACAGUUAAUGUACUGUAGCGUGUAUCUAUGAAAGUCUUUAUGUCUGUCUGUCAAUCAAUCCUAUACUGUAGGUCUCCACCAUGAGGGUAUCUUCAGAGUACCAGGGUCUCAGGCCGAGGUCAACAGUCUGAGAGAUGCAUUUGAGAGAGGUAGGGUCUGCUGUUUAUUGGGAUAAAUCUUGUCCUGGAGGCAGCUCUGCGGGGUGGUCACUAGGUGGCCUAGCCACAAAGUAAUUUUUUUAAAACCUAACCCUAAUCUUAACCACACUGCUAACCUUAUGCCUAACCCUAACCUUAAAUGUUUGUUUUUAUAAGAUAUAGCCAAUUUUGACUUUGCGGCUGGCCCAUCUAGCAGAAACCGCUCAGUGCUGCCUCCAGGACAAUAUUCAUCCCAAUAAACAUCAACCUGCUCCUUGCCUGCUGCUCUAGCUGCAUCUAGUACAAACCUGGGUUCAAAGUAUCUGUUUCAAAUACUUUGUCUUUACUGGACUGAGCUGGCCUGGUGCAAUGUAACCAAUGGUAUAGUCCCAAAACUGCAAGCCCAGCCAGGCUCAAUUGAACAGUCAGAGUAUUUAGAAAGAAAGUUAAUAUUAUUUGAACCUAGGUCUGGUGUCUAUGGAAGCCGUAGUCCAGUGCUGUAGUGUUGAUCAUUAAUAAUGGUGGGCAAUGUGCCCUUGGUGUACCCUGUAGGAGAGGACCCCCUGGCAGAGAGCAGGUGUGACAUAGACUUAGUAGCAGGAGUACUGAAGCUCUACUUCAGAACCCUGGAGAACCCUCUCUUUCCUCAGGACAGCACCACUCAACUCCUGGAGUACGCACGUAAGUGUGUGGGUGUGUGAGUGGGGGUUGUGUGUGUGUGUGCGUGUGUAUGUGUGCAUUGGGUAGGUUUUUCAUAUGCUUUCUCCUUGUUGCCCCCAACCCUUCCAGAGAUUGACAACGAGACAGAGAGAGCAGCUAAACUCAAAUCAGUCAUCUCCUCCUAUCCUCCACCUGUCAUCAUCGUCAUGAGAUACCUCUUUGCAUUCCUCCAUCAGUAAGUGUCUUUGUUCUGUUUCUAAAACAUUUCCCACAAACACACACUUGUUUGAGAUUUGUCCAUGUCAUUGUCAAGGGGAACUAACCAUAAACUUACCAGACUCACCACAAAGCCCUUACAAAUGCCAGCAUUACAAAGAAAGCCCUCUGUUAAAAGAAGAGGAAGAGGAAGGAACCUCAGAGAGAACCAGACAUUUGAUUAGAUAGCUCUUUUCUAAAACACACUUAGGGUGUGUCCCAAAUGGCACCCUAUUCCCUAUAUAGGCUCUGGUCAAAAGUUGUGCACUACACUCUUAUUAAAAAAAAGGGUUCCAAAAGGGUUCUUUGGCUGUCCCCAUAGGAGAACCCUUUUUGGUUCCAGGUUGAACUCUUUUGUGUUCCAUGUAGAACCCUCUGUGGAAAGGGUUUUUCAUGGAACCCAAAAGGGUUCUACCCGGAACCAAAAGGUUUCUACCUGGAACCAAAAAGGGUUCUUCAAAGGGUUAGGGAGCCAUUUGGUUCAACUGUGACAUUUCAGCUGUCUUAUUCUGUUAUUCUUAUUCUUCUUGCCCUCUUCUCUCUCUUUCCCCUCCUCCUUCCUCUCUCUUUCUCUCUCUCUCACUCUCUCCCUCCCCUCACUCCCCCCUCUCUCUCUAUCUAUCUCUCUGUCCCUCUCUCUCUCUUUUUCCCUCUCCCACUCCCACUCUCUCUCUCUACCUCCCUCUAUCUCUCCCCCAGUGUCUCCCAGUACAGCGAUGAGAACAUGAUGCAGCCCUAUAACUUGGCCGUGUGCUUCGGCCCCAGUCUGGUCCAAGGGUUGCAGGAUGAUGAUGUCGUUACCCUGCAGCCUCAGAUCAACUCUCUGGUGAAGGGCAUCAUCUUGCAGCACGAGAGCAUCUUCCCCAGCUUGACCGAGCUACAGGGACCGGUGUAUGAGAAAUGCAUGACGCUGGAGCAAGACGAUUGGUGACAGAAAACACACAGAUAAAUGGACAGCGACCUAGACAAACACACACGCAAGUACAUACUCAUGCACACACACACACACUUGAUGGUGAUCGUCUGUGUUUAUUUUGCAGUGAGGAGGGAGAAGGGGAUUCAGAACUCCACAGUAAAGAAGGUGAGAAGGGGCUGGCUGCUAACUUCAUGUGUGUUUGAGAAUCAAUCAUUUGACACAGGGAUAUUGUUUUUCCAUCUAUGCUUUAUGAGAAACAUUCACAGAACUCUUGAUUGAUGUGCAUUGUCCCAGUCAAAUAAAUGUAAUAACUCUUUGUGAUCCAGAGUCAGAGUCAAAGGGAGAGCGAUCUCGAUCCAAUAGCAGCUGCAGUUCCAGACAAUCCCCAGCAGGGGGAAGUCUGUCCCUUGGAGCAAAGUUCACCAUACAGUUCCCCAUGGCUCUACAGGGCAGGUCUCGCUCCCCCGGCUACAUACGCAAAGAGUAAGUACUGUCGUAUAAUCAAACUUGUCUGUACGUGAGUAAAAUAACUACUAACGGUGUAUCUUUAUGAAGGCACAUUUAUUGCUAACUUCACGUUGCUUCACAUUACAAGCCAUAUGAGAGAGAGAGAGAUGCUUUCCUCAUGAACUCCUACAUUCCCACAGGCCCUCAUUAGCAUAUGGCCAAUCAGGAUGCAAUAGGCAAAUAACACCACAAGUACCAUAAAAGAUACUUCACCUAUUACUGUGGUACCUGUACCACUGAGACUUUAAAUCAGUGCCGUUUAAGAUGAGGGAGGACACUUUUUUUUUUCAUGAGCAUGGCCUUUUUUCUAUUACAGCAUAUUGGAUGACUGUUAUUCAAAUUCCAUUCACACAGUUCAAUGUAACAGUGAUAGGUUUAGGCUACUACAUGAUACUCGAAUUCUCCCUAUAUCCAUCAUGAGGCUGGUACAAUCUAGCCUAUGAAUGAAAGUUUACAACGUAGGUGCACACGUCGAGAGAACAAUUUGAGGUGACAGACAUUGACACAUUCAAUACCGCCUUGCACACUCUUGCCUGCAUCUAGCUGAUAUAGGGUGUAAUCAUUAGUCCAACAGUUGCAAACGAGAGUUUCUAUUGGACAAAUUCAGGUAUGUUUAUCCCCAUUUUGUUCCGUUUGUUUCCGUUUAAAAAAAGUUUUUCAACAGAAUCGGUGGAAUGAAUACACCCCUGAUCACACGUAAACACAGUUCACUUUCAUAGCAGCCAUGUUGUAUUCCUUCUCACAUCUAUGUGCUCUCCUCCUCUCACCUUUUCCCUUCGCUUGUGGUCUUCAUUGCACAAUACAUCAGCUGUAUGUGAUCAGGCGAAAAAACCUUUCCAAGCCAAACCAUAUCAUAACCGCUACACACAGCCUACAUCGUUGUCACCAAAUUAGCUAAAGUAACAUCAUAGUCAACAUAGCUAAUAGGACUAACACGUUAGUAAACCCGCUGCAAUCAUGCAGUAACGUUACAGUGUACAGUCAGUAAGCAGUUUAGCACUUACAACGGCGGUCCCCAGAGGAAAUAAAUUAGUAAAACAAAAAGCUUACCUUGACUUCAAAGAGUUCCAGUGUUGUGUUGGAUAGUCAUAGCCAGCUAGCUAACAUAGCAUCCCUCUGUUUGAGCAGGGUGUUUGAGUAGGCUAGACUAGCUAGCUGCAUUUUCUAGUAAGUGAAACUGAAAGUGAAAAAAGAGGACAAAAUCUCUCUCUCUUGCUUCUCCUUCAUUUUGGAAGAAAUUAAUUGGUUCAACUAUUGUCUUUCUCUCUCUUUGAGUCAACUCCUCACCACAUUUUAUGCACUGCAGUGCUAGCUAGCUGUAGCUUAUGCUUUCAGUAAUAUAUUCAUUCUCUGAUCCUUUGAUUGGGUGGACAACAUGUCAGUUCAUGCUGCAAGAGCUCUGAUAGGUUAGAGGAUGUCCUCCGGAAGUUGUCAUAGUUAGGGCUGUGGCGGUCAUGAGAUUUUGUCAGCUGGUGAUUGUCAAGCAAGUAACUGUCGGUCUCACGGUAAUUGACCGUUCAUUAACAUAAACACAUUUAACAUCUCCUGGUUUCCACACAUAGCCUACAAGCCACUGAUGCAGACCUUUGGAACAUCUACAUUUAAAAAAGUAUAAUAAAUCCCAUGUAAUAUAGCCUACACCGUCACAAUAAAUCCAAUAUUUAUUUUAGACAGGUCUAAAGAAGCAUGAUAUGAAGAAAAUGUAGUCUAUUUCAGAAGAACAGUAUAGCAUACUCUGAGUUGGCCUAGUCAUAAUUACUGUGUAGGUCUAUGGAAGGGGGUGAGAACCAUGAGCCUCCAAGGUUUUGUAUUGAAGUCAAUGUACCCAGAGGAGGACGGAAGCUAGUUGUCCUCCGGCUACACCAUGGUGCUACCCUACAGAGUGCUGUUGAGGCUACUGUAGACCUUCAUUGCAAAAUAGUGUAUUUUAAUCAAUUAUUUGGUGACGUGAUUAUAUUUAGUAUAGUUUUAUCUAAAAACGAUAACUGUUUAAAUGUUUAAAAUUGUAAUGAAAUUCACUGAGGAUGGUCCUCCCCUUCCUCCUCCUAGGAGCAUCAACUACUGUAGCCGUAACUUUGGUAGUAACAUGUGUACCAUCUACUCUGCUAUUCACAGGGUAUAUUGACUUUUUAUUGUUGUAGUUUUAGCACUCAUUGUCAUAAGUUGUAGUGACCUAAAUAAGCUUAAGCGGUGGACCUGAAAUAUCUCUCUCUCUCCCCCCUCUCUCUCUCUCUCUUUCUCUCUUUCUGUUUUUCACAGAGCCCAGGACCUGUCAUCCAGUGACGAUAUAACAGUUCAGGUUGACAAGGUCUGACAUGUUUUUCAUUAAGCUAAUAUUUAAUAAUUUAUUUCUGUAAUUACCGGCAGCAGCUGUAGCAAUUACUGUUGUCAUUUCUGAACUCACUAAGCGUACAUAAUAAGAGGUUUGCGACCACGCUAGAGGGAAUCCACUCCGGUCCAGUGAAAAAAACCAUCUCUGUCCUCUUUUUUUCUCUUUUGUCCCCCUCCUCUCUCCUCCCUCAUUCCCUCUUUUCAUCUCACAGGAGGUCUGCCACCAGAUGAGAGCAGUCUUCAAGGAGCUUCUCUCUCGACAAUCGUUCCCUCCUCCUUCCUCCUCCACCCCCUUGGUCACCUCAUCCCGCUCUUCCUAUCUUCCUCCACAGCAGAAGAAAGGAGGGGUCGGGCGCAGAAAUGAAAGACCUGUUUAGAUCAGACCAACUGGACUGGUAGAAAGAAAGAGGGGACCGGAAUAAAUGAAUGGCUAGAUGGAUGAAUAAAUGAAUGAGAGGGAAUGAAAGGAAGGAGAGAGACAAAAGACUUAGACGAGAUGACACAGUAUAGGAUGACAGGUUGUGACAGCAGCCUUUGACAGUGGGAUUACAGAUAGCUGGGUUACAUGAACCGUUGUCAGUUCACUGUUCAGUAUGCGUCUGCUCAGACAGCAGCCUGCAAUGUGAAGCCUGUGAAUGGACAGUCACAGACAAACAGGGUUUGACUUCUACUGUGAAGCCUUUUGUUAGUGUGUUUGAUACAACACACCCCAAUGACCCCCACUCUUAUUUUCACUGUAGGGCUGUGUCCCCAUUCUCCACACUUUUCCCAAAGUGUGCACUUGCACACUCCCCGCCAUGGAUUUGAAAAGCAUUGGAUUAUCAGCAGAAAGGGGAAUCUUGCUAUUGCAAGUGGACAGACAGAUUUUGAUUCCCACUGUGAAGCCUUUUUUUGUUAGCCUGAUCCCAGAUCAGUAUCUGGGAUCAGGCUGUGUUUGAUAGAACACACUCCAGUGACCCCAGUGACACACUCCAGUGAUCCCAGUGACACACUCCAGUGACCCCAGUGACACACUCCAGUGACCCCAGUGACACACUCCAGUGACCCCAGUGACUUUCACUGUAUGCCAAUGCUACAUAAUCAAUGGCAGCUUUUGAGUUGAUAUAUCAUAACUUAUUUUACCCACAAUGACUUGGAAUGUGCACUGCUGGAACUUCAUGAAUGGAGAACAUGCUACUCUUAUAUGAUCAGUGCUGUUUGUAUUCUAUGCUCUUAUGGUUAUGGGCCUAUGGAGGCCCUCUAUGCCCAAUGUGAACACCAAGACAAGUGCUCACUAUCUGAUUUGGUCAGUUCACCAAAGGUUCAUGUUUUGGUAGGCCUAUAAUUAUGGACAUUCAAAGGCCAUAUGGUCUUUAUCAUAGAGAUCCUAUAAGAUAUAUGUUCUAUCCCCUUUAUCAGAUGAAAGUUCAAUUUUAACCUGGACCAGCUCCUGUCUG
This is a messenger RNA of Coregonus sp. 'balchen', 12680 nucleotides long. Lineage: Eukaryota; Metazoa; Chordata; Actinopteri; Salmoniformes; Salmonidae. The record is from the annotation of a GenBank genome assembly.